AUGACACACGACAAGUCCGAGGAGGAAAUGCUCGUCUUAUCAAGCGUCGACAGAUCGCCAUUCCUCGCCUGCCAGCUAAUGUGUUCCGCGAAUUCAAGUAACGAAAACCUAACUUUUGUUCAAAAUACACCGAGUUCUGAACAACUCCUCGCACUCCCCACGGGAUACGUUGCCUUCCCGGAUAUCGGUGUGGCCUACAAGUCGUACAAAGCUGACAGGGUGACCUGGAACGAGGCUCGCAAGCUUUGUAUGUUGGACGAUGCUACCUUGGCAGUCAUCCACUCGUCCAGGAUGCACGAUCACGUGAUGUCUGUGAAGUCUUGGAGUAACUCUCCGCACCUUGGUCACCAUAGAUUGUUCGACAGAGGCGAAUGGACGAAUGUCAAGAACGGUCGUCCGAUGUCGUUAUUGCCAUGGGCCCCCGCAGAACCAAAUCAGGGUCCGACUUUUAACUGUGGGUCAAUGUGGCACGACGGAAGAGGACUUGUCUCGAUACCAUGCGACGAGAAACGGUCAUUCAUUUGCGAAAUUCCGAUAACCAAAGAUGGGCGCCAGAUAUCGCCGAAUCCCUAUUUAAGAAUAAAUCCACUCUCUUAA
Messenger RNA from Diprion similis, 597 nucleotides. Its product is annotated as hemolymph lipopolysaccharide-binding protein. The transcript has 4 exons. Lineage: Eukaryota; Metazoa; Arthropoda; Insecta; Hymenoptera; Diprionidae. Bases 1 to 597 code for a protein of 198 amino acids. The record is from RefSeq and is a predicted model, not a curated record.